AUGGCCUGUUCUCCUGUCCUCCUCCUUUUCCUGCUAGCUCAGUACCCAGGCUCCUGGGCGCAGACUGGACUGAUGCAGGAAGUAUCAGUGUCAGGGUCUGUGGGACAGACAGUCACCCUCACCUGCACUGGAACUAGCAGCAAUGUUGGUUCCUAUGGUGCGGGCUGGUACCAGCAGAUUCCUGGUGCUGCUCCCAAAACUGUGAUGCUUGGAAGUACUCGACCUACUGGGAUCCCAGAUCGAUUCACGGGGUCCAAAUCUGGAAACAAGGCCUCUCUGACAAUCUUAGGCGUGCAGCCUGAGGAUGAGGCUGAUUAUUACUGUGCUUCAUAUGACUACAAUAUCAAUAAUGCCACAGUCUUUCAGACUGGAGGGGAAAUGAGACAAAAACCUAGCUCUGGUCUAAGUGAUCCCCCACAGACUGUCAGGCCAUUGCAAAUGAAACUGAAGUUUGAUGAGUUAGCAGCAGAGGGAGUUGUGAAUCAGAGGGACUUGUGGAUCUUCAAUAGAGCUUGUAGAGAUGGGUACCUCCACGUGAACAAUCCUCAAGUUCCUGCAAACUACACCUCCUUGCCAACCCUGCCCAGCACACUGGACUCUGGUGCAGACUCAGCAGCUAUGCCAUCCCUGGCUGAGCAGAAUCUCCUGCUCCCAGUUUCCCUUGCCCAUCCUGUGUUGACUCAGCUGCCCUCCGUCUCUUCAUCUCCUGGGACAACUGCCAUGUACCCUGAGAAGUGGCAAUAA
Messenger RNA from Sorex araneus (European shrew), 744 nucleotides. RefSeq lists its product as uncharacterized. The record is from RefSeq and is a predicted model, not a curated record. The transcript has 4 exons. The coding region runs from base 1 to 744 and encodes 247 amino acids. Gene Ontology annotation, biological process: immunoglobulin production; immune response. NCBI's taxonomy places the organism in Eukaryota, Metazoa, Chordata, Mammalia, Eulipotyphla, Soricidae.